Folsomia candida is the source of this 1353-nucleotide messenger RNA. Its product is annotated as zinc finger protein 665-like. Gene Ontology annotation, cellular component: nucleus. Gene Ontology annotation, molecular function: DNA-binding transcription factor activity, RNA polymerase II-specific; RNA polymerase II transcription regulatory region sequence-specific DNA binding. Bases 426 to 1343 code for a protein of 305 amino acids. Gene Ontology annotation, biological process: regulation of transcription by RNA polymerase II. Lineage: Eukaryota; Metazoa; Arthropoda; Collembola; Entomobryomorpha; Isotomidae. The transcript has 3 exons. The record is from RefSeq and is a predicted model, not a curated record.
UUGUCAAAUUUUCACUCACUGCUAAGAUUAAAAAACGCAACCCUUUUUCACCCCAUACGAAUCAGAACUUAUUUUAUGUGUCCAAUUUACUCCUAAUCAUCGCCUACACAUGUAAGCAAUCCCAGAAAACAACCAGUAAGAAAUGAACUUUGGUGCACAAAUGACUAAAAAGUUGAAUAACUGUAUAAAUAGUUAUAAAUAGUUAACCAAACAAACUUUACCAAAUUCCUGUUUCAUUAUCACGACAAAUAGCUAAAAAUAUUUUGCAUACUAGUCAAUCCUUUUAAAACGUGUAAGUUUUGUUGGGAAAAAAUUGGUUAAGCUUUGUGUGAAUUUUUCUUACAGUGUAUUGAACAAGCCAGAUUAAUUUACGUUACCAUAAACUGUGUCCAUAUAAAUAUCUAAAUCUCCAAGCCCAAUAUAAUAUGGAUCUGAAGCCAGGAUAUAAAUGGGAGUGUCCAAAAUGCUCAAAAAUGUUCAAGACCUGUCAUAAUUUGACGAGACACAUGGUCACGCACGAUCCCGAUGCCAAGGUCAAAUGCGAGGUUUGCGGCAUCAUUUGCAAAAACAAAGUCGUCUUAUCUUGCCAUAAGUGGAAACUUCACAGCAACCGGAAGCGACCAAGUUGUAACACGUGUCACCGGGUGUUUUCCUCCUUUACAGCUUUACGCCUACAUGCUGACACCGUCCACAGCACGGAGGCUCGUCCUCGUUUACGAUGCACAGUUCCCUUUUGUGAGAAAACCUACCUGAACAAAGGCGACUUGGCGAGUCACUUGAGAACUGGACACGGCGAGAACUCGGUGCGAUUUCGGUGCACACUUUGCGGUAAGGAAUUCAAAAUGAGGGGUGGACUUGACCGGCACAUUCUCACCCACACAAUGGAGAAGCCGCAUAAUUGUUCCACAUGUGGGAGGAGUUUCGCCCACAGUGGGAGCAUGAAAUGUCACGAGAAGACGCAUUUGGAAAAGUCUACCCGAGACAGGUCAAAGUGUCACAUCUGUCCUCAGACCUUCUUAAAUAGGAGUGGUCUACAUCGCCACGUCCGAUUUGUACAUGAAAACCAGAGGAAUUACCCGUGUCCAUUUUGUGACCAGAGAUUCUCCACUUCAUCACGCCUGAAGCGGCACGUGGAGGCGAAACAUGCCACGAAUAAAGAUCCCAUCUACGCCUGCGAUAAGUGUGAGUACAAAAGCUACUCGAAACAUAAUUUGGCCAUUCACAGAACGCGUCACAAUGCAGCGAGGCAUGGGUGUUACUUCUGUGGGAAAAAAUUUCUCACCUUCAGCCAGUUGGUUGACCAUGGGAGAGUUCAUACUUUGGAAAUAUUGAAACACUUAUGAAUGUAUGUAA